AACAGGGUUACUACGGGGCUUCAUCAUCACCAGGGCUUCAAAGUCCAGAAGGAAGGUGAAGAGUGGGGAGGAGUUACGUGGACGAUUCUAUGUUACGACGUAUCGAGGUGGAGGGGUAGACGCGAUCCCGCAUUACAUCGGGUUGUUGUUGACAAUCAAUCAGUGUCUGAAGCUCGCUGAGUACUGCUAAGUACCCUGGAGUUUGAGGCCAGCUGCACACAUCAACACAAGGAAGAACAAGAAGAUACCUUCAGUCUUUAAUUCUUCACAUUCAGCUGUACCAAAGGAACUCACAUAGGAUUUCAUUCCAAAACAUUCUCAUUGAGUUUCGACUUUCAAAAGUGUCAAAACUCGUCGUACAACUCUUUAAUUCCUUCAAAUAUUCACCGCUGUGUAAAUGAGAGAAACCAGUUACUAGCUUCCAUUCUGCGAUUUAAAUGAAAUAAUUUCAUUGUUUCGUUGUUCGGUGGAAACUACAUGUUUGAACUCUGAAUUCUGCUGAAGAACCAAAUUAGAGGAGUUCUGGAGAAACGAAAUUGAUAAGAGAUUAGAGUUUCAACAUGAGGGGAAUGAUUUUUGUAGUAUUUAUCUGUAUCGGGUUUUGUUACUUCUGUCGAGCCCAAACGAUCCCCCCCGAUGUUCUAACCAAAGUUAAUAGUAUCCCCGGACUUGAAGACAUAAAUCUCACGGCCAUUAACCAAACUGCAGCCCUAGGAAAGAUCGAUGAGGUGAAAACAUUAUUGAAAGAGAAAUGUGAUACAAAUGGUGGACCAGGAACCUUUGAUAAAGUCUUUGCUGCCAAAGACGAGCUUUUUAGUUGCGUGAAGGGCCUCGUAAAUUUCACUGUUCUCAACCAGGAGAUGGAGGCUGCAAAACCUACUGGAGAUCUUGACAUUGUCUUCAAGAAGUACUGUGAUAAAAGAGGAAUUUUCGAACAGUGCAUUUCGAACUUUACUGAUGUUUUGGAUCCCUGUUUACAACCCGUCGAGAAGGACAAUGAAUCCAUUGUGAAGGCAGCUACACACUCAGUGUUAAACUUCAUUUGUCAUAAAGAAGGAGAUAGAAUUGCUUUGUUUAUCGGCUCUGGUGGCAAGGAAUGCUUCCAGCAGAGGUACAUUGAUGUAGCGAAAUGCAUAAACGCAACAUACAGCAAAUACAUCCGAACUAAUGAUACUAAGCCUGGAAUGCCGAUAUUCGAAAAAAUUCCAACUCUUACAUUUGAUGCCCAAACAUGCAGCGAUGCAUCGAACACUCAAGCUUGCAUCGUCAAAGAAUUAGAAAAAUGCGAGGAUCCAACGCCUGGAAACUUGAUGGAUUCCUUAAUGACCUUCGUGAAACGUAAAACACCCUGUGAAGGACUUUUGAAACCCAAAGUUGAAAGAUCAAUCUCCGAAGAAGUGCCCAGCAGUGCAGUUUCCAUUAUAACUCAUCCCAAUAUUUUAUUGCUGUCAUCGAUCAUCUUCCGUUUAAUUUAAAUGUCGGAAAUCCGUAUUGAUGAAGAUUUUCAGUUAGAUAUUCAAGUAGAUGAACUAUUUUCAUAACUCUUGAAUCGCCUGAAAUUGAGUUCUGCAUUGAAUUAGUGAAAGAUAAUUUUCAAAAACGUCAAUUGAUAAUUUUUCAGUGAAACGUCAAAAGACCGUAUCUUAAGUUGAGGAAAUUUUGCAAAGAAGCGUUUUUUGAUUAUUUUUCAAAUGCGUCAAAAUAUAUGUUUGAGUAAUAAUCUUCA
Messenger RNA from Diachasma alloeum, 1726 nucleotides. Its product is annotated as 27 kDa glycoprotein. The coding region runs from base 561 to 1475 and encodes 304 amino acids. NCBI's taxonomy places the organism in Eukaryota, Metazoa, Arthropoda, Insecta, Hymenoptera, Braconidae. The record is from RefSeq and is a predicted model, not a curated record. The transcript is spliced from 4 exons.